UGUGCUUUCCCAAAAUGUUUCACAUGAUUAAUAUUUAAGUGAUAGUUUGUCGUGUAUGAAUGUCAACUAUGAUAUGUUGACGAAAUUAUUUAUAAAUGUAUUUAUUGUGCAUUAGAUCAAGACAAGAAAACUUCUUACGAAACAUUAUUUGUCUGACGUUAGGUAUAUAUUAAAAAUUACCAACAAAACAACGGAUUAUUAACUUUCCAUGGCAGAAUGGAACGUUUAUACACAAUUUUCUGGUUGGCAGUUGCCGAGAUACAAGACAGAUUUAGAACUCCAGAUCUCGUUGUUGUUAGGGGAAAAUUGUUGACAAACGGUGCAACAUGGAAAAGGUCGCUGAGAGUGUGUGAUACUUUUGAUCAAAGACCUUUGACUGAGGAAGACGUUAUUUCAAAGAACAACACUUGGAUGGGGGAAGCUAAAUAUAUGAUUUCUUCCGGUGUCAUAACUUUGCAAAUUCAGAGGAUAGAAGAAAAUGAAACUUGUUCAGAUUGUGAUACUCAACACAAAUAUUGCCAGUUUUGCAUCAGUCGUCUACAGCUGAAUAAGAGUCGAUCGUCCUUUGAGGAAUUGAAAACUAAACUUACACCAGGACAAAAGUAUAUCAUUGGAGACAGCUGGUAUAGCUUUGUGGAAGAAAUCCCUGUUCCAACCAAGUGUUUGCUAUAUAGAGGAGCUUCACAUACAGAAUACGUAUCCUGCAAUAAUAAUUUUACUGAUGGAUGCAGCGAUUCUAAUGUGUCUUCGUACCAGGCUAUCGUUUACUUUGAAGAAAACAAUGAUGAAGGUACUACUACAUAUACAUCUGUUGAAUCCUCUCAUAUGAACACUGGAGAUAAAAACGAAAAUUGUCGAAAAUGUGAUUCUAUUUUACCAAAUACCGAAAACAUAUUCAUUCUUGUUGGACUUUUUUGCUUUUUCGUAUUAAUCAACGUAUUCUGUGUUUGGAGUUGUAUUAACUGUCAAGUAAAAAGACAACUCCGAUCCCUUCGCAUACAACAAAUGAAUGACAAUUCUUGUAAACCCAUAUCAGAAGCAAUAACACGCAUGUACAAAAGUAUCAACGCAUUUAAAGAGGAACAGAACGAUACAUACGAUUUGACAGCAAGUGUAAGAAAAAAAUCAAAUUUUGCCAUUACCAGCGGAAUGGAUGACAAAAAUAACUACGACACAGGGUUUUUCAGACUAUUGACACAGAGUGGUGAUUACGACAUGGCUUGGUCCAAUCCCUGUACUUCUCCUACUUCUCCUGACGCCGAAUACGACCACGUACAAAACGUUGGCGCGGUUCUGAUGACAUGUUUGCCAGAUGAAGAAAUAUACAGCAAACAGAAACCUCUUGCUCAUGAAAUUUCUAGUGACCUCAAUCAAAAAUGCAAUAGCGAAAAUGAGAAUCCGAAAGAGUGGGUCAGUGAAAAGACAACAGAAUCAAUAAAUGGAUUCUUCGAAGUCGAAGAAAAGAUUACAAGGUCGCACAAUUUAGACAAAUUUCAAGGAAGUGAUAAUAAAGACAUUGUUGGAAAUGCUGAAUCUGACAAAGGAAGACAGCAAAAGCAAAACAUCGUUUACGAGAAAAAGAGCAAAAUACACCAAAAAGAACCCUCUUUGACUGAUGAAGCGGUUGUCGAGAACAGAAAAAAGACGGCAGACAAAGAUGUGGGCAAAGGCUUAGAAAUGGGAAUAAAAGAACAAGGCACUCAAAGUGGGAAGGGAGAUGUGAAAACUUCAAAGGUUCACAUAGAAAGUAAAUCUGGUAACAAUCCUCCUUCCUCACAAAGAGCAGGGAAAGUGGUGGACAAAGCAACAUCACUUCUAGUGGGAAAUAUGAACAGAGUGAUGUCUGAAACAAAACUGUAGAUAGAAAGUGGUGAGGGGACACUUUUGAUGCAUCUAUCAAAUUGUAACUAAAACAUUAUUUAAAUACAUAAAAAUAAAAUUUCAUAAACUAACAAUGUUUGGCCUUUGUUUUUAACAUAUAUAGACACUCCUGGUUCAACUUCAUAUUCUUGGGAGGGGUAUAUCUUAUCUUUGUUUAAGAUCUUCCAAGAUUUUCCUUUCACC
This is a messenger RNA of Saccostrea cuccullata (small rock oyster), 2064 nucleotides long. RefSeq lists its product as uncharacterized. The coding region runs from base 217 to 1860 and encodes 547 amino acids. The record is from RefSeq and is a predicted model, not a curated record. NCBI's taxonomy places the organism in Eukaryota, Metazoa, Mollusca, Bivalvia, Ostreida, Ostreidae. The transcript has 9 exons.